AUGACGGCCAUUGUCUUUGCAGCAACCAUAGCCUCCACGGAUAUCAGGCUUCUGCUGAAAGAUGAUGUUUUUGUCGACUUUUUCAACACGUUUCUGAAUCUUCCUGUAAGUCCACUGUGCCCCAUACAGCCCAGGACCUUUCUGAGCUCUUCUCAGGUUUUUGGCCAGACACCCAUUUACAUCAGCAGCAUGGGACAAUGGGACCUCUGGCCAGAGCUGCCGAGCUGCCUGGAUCCCAGCCCCUCGGCUUUACUGGCUUGGCUGGAAAAGCACCGUCUGCCUCACUUCUGCAAAUCCAGCCUGUGCCUCCACCUCGUCCUCUGCCAGAAGCUCCUGGGUUUCAUUCGGUCGGGGGAAGCAGCAAAACUGCUGAACUGGCAAAGUGCUGACCGGUGGCUGCUGGAGAAGUGCAUCAGCGGGAACCAGGGCAUGUGCCACUUUCGGGCCUUCAUCCAAGGAACAGCAGGGGAAGAACUGACCGACUUCUGGCUUACCACCGAAAGGCUCCUGGGGCUUGAUGAGUUGGAUGAGAGGCAGAGGGACCUCUACCUGUCCUUGCUCCACAGGCUGAAAGCCACUCACCUGCGUGAAGGCUCCAGUGUUGUCAUUCUCUGCAGGACCAUCAUUGAGUCGCUGCCAAAAGCCAGGCACAUUCAGUCCAUCAUCACCAGGAGGGAGAUCCUAAGCAAGAUGCAGGAACGGGUCCUUUUUAUGCUUCAGAGCUACUGGCUCCCUAAAUUCUUCAUCCACUGCAAGAUGGGCAUGGAGGAAGAGGAAUCAUGCCAACUUCUGCUGCAGGAAUAUCAGGAGCGUUUGUUACAGGCCAACUUGCAGGAGCCUUCAGUCUUUCCAGAGAAACUCCUCACGGCGUAUAUUAAAAGGAGCCAGAGUUUGUCAGGGCCCUACUGCAGCAAGAAGGCCAAAGCAGAGAUCUGGACUCUGGUCAAGGAGGAAAGAGACAGCCAAGAAAUGAAGAUUCCCAGUUUUCGGGUGCAACGAGAAAGGCAGCCAGGGCCAGCUGGGAGCAAAAAGGAAUCACAUCUGGAUAAGGAUGCUUUGGGAUCAUUUCUUCAUCGGUCAGAUCAUCCUGCAAACACUGCCUCUGAAGGCAAAGGAGGAGCAACCUCUCCAAAAAAACCUAGACCAAAUGCAGAGCAGGUCCUUCUUCUGGAAGACCUCCGUGAAGAGAAAGUCCUCUCUAAGCUGUGUUCCUCUGCACCCCUUGUCCAGCUGCCAUCCCUGAAAAAAACAGUCAAGACCUUGCCUUUCCUUCCCUCGGCCCUUAGUGCUGACACCUGUGCGGGACGGCCCUUCAAGGACUUCUUGAAGCACCAGGACCGGUCCAUGGAGACUCAUCUCCUGGAUCUGUGGCAUGACCUGGAGGAAUUUCUGCCUGUAGUGCUGGAUCCCAGCAGAGAAAACAGUUUUUUCCUGCGAUGUUUGAUUGGGGAGAAGAUAUGCAAGACCUACCUGGAGGAGGGCACCAUUCAGCAGCUCCCUUUAGAGACCAGGACUCUCAAGAACUUACGGAACCAUCUGAUGUUUGGAGAAUUCUCCCCCUGGAUAUUCAGAGCCCAGGAGGAGAUUUGCAAGGUGCUCUGCUGCUUCUACGAGGAAUUUCUGGAUGACGAUGACAGGACGUUCCUCCACUUUAUGUGUCCACAUAGUGAUGUCCCGAUGCCCGACAUGGAAGGCCAUGCUGUUGGGAAAGAUGAAUGUUUCCUCCUGUCCCAGCGGACAAGCCAGGCCUUGAAGCUGAGCCAGACCUUGCAUGGCACGAGGAACUUUGAAGAUGUCUCCUCCAAGCACUGGCAAUUAAUUGCUACUCGGGACCUCCGGAAAGGGGGCUCCAUCCAGGCAGAGGUGGAAACUCUCCUGUGCAGCACUGCUGAUGCAGACUCCCAGAAGGUGAUGUCAAACAAGCUGGCUGCUGAGGAACUCUCACUGACUAUGGAUACCCCAGGCGACGAGAAUGAGCUUCUGUGUCUCAAAAGCCCAUUACUUGCUGCUGGACGCAAGAAAAGAAGGAAGAGGACUGUUCCUCUGAGGAAAACCAGAUCAAGCAUGACAAAGCCCACCACUGUUGCAGUAGAGAAGCCAUCUGGAAGACCCAGGCACUUCAUGAAAGUACUGCACAACCCUGCUCACCUGCAGUACUUCAAACAGUUCCUCAAGGAGCACAACGCAGAUGAACCACUGGAUUUCUGGAUGGCUGUGGAGAAGUUGAUCACAGAGACCAACCCCAAGAGAAAGAGCUUACUCAUUAACAGCAUUGUCAAAAGUUAUUUCCAUACUGAAAUCCCAGCAGAGGAGCGGCUGAACUGCCACAGUUCUAUCAUCGGAGAAAUAAAUGAUGCCGAAGUAGUCAGCUCCUCAAUGUUGAUGACAGCACAGAUCUUUGUCCAGAGAGCAAUGGAAAAACGAUGGUUUAAAGAGUACCAGGACCUGUUCCCCCCAAGUGAUGCACAUAAGUCUAACCUUCAUUUGUAUGGGAUGGGGAACAUCAUGACAGACAAGCUGCGGCGUGCCUGGUAUACCAUUCACGACAUCAUCAAGAGCAUCUGCAAGUUUCAGAGGGAGAUGGACAAUGACAAACACCGUGCUGAGUUUGAGGACUUUCUCCAGUGGGAACUAAGAAAUGAGGAGGAAAACUUGUCCAGAUCGACGCAGAGCAGCAGCACCAUGAGCAUUUCCCGCUCCCACGCAGCCUCUGCCAGCACCCCUCAGGACAAGGAGGUGGUACUGGUGAAACGUCGUCUGUUCAACAGCCAGCUCGUUACCAUCAACUUCCUCGUUAAUGACCUCCACUUUUACCUGGAGAUUGACAAAUUUUCCAGGCUGGUUGAUUCAAUUGAAGCUUUGGCAGCCCGCAACAUGCAAACAGAAAAUGAAGUUGCCUUUCUCAAAAGGAAAGUCACCAUCAUCAGCAAGCUCUUCCUGAACUCUGAUAUUCCUCCCAAAUUGCGGGUAAAUAUCUCUGAAGAAGAGAGAGAUUUCAUCAUGAGUUUAUCUUCCAAGGGGCUACUGAAUCGUGUCCUCUACCAUAGGGCCAAGAUCCUCAUCAUCCCCAUCCUGAUUCACUUCUGGAAAAGGUUCUGCACCUGGAAGGCGACAAGGAGGUUUCAGGUCCCGGUGAAGGACAGGGUCCCAAUCUCUUCACCCAGUAAAAAAACCCCCAAAUCAUCUGACACCUACAGUCCAGGCAAUCACACCAUCAUUUUCUUCACCCUCCUGAAAGGGAUCCGGGUCCUGCUGCCACAUCCCCAGAAGAAAAAGGAGCCACUGGAGGAGCCAAAGGAUUCAGAUAAAAGUCUUGAGAAGAGGCUCUCAUUCAGCAAGUCUGCCUCCUGUCCUGCAGAGCAGGCACCAAGGGAAGGACAGACCUCCAAAGAAGAACAGACCUCCAAAGAAGAACAGACAUCCCAACACACCAUCCACACCAAGCAGGACAGCGAUGUGCUCCAAGGAAGCUGA
Messenger RNA from Antrostomus carolinensis (chuck-will's-widow), 3474 nucleotides. RefSeq names its product regulator of G protein signaling like 1 (gene RGSL1). NCBI's taxonomy places the organism in Eukaryota, Metazoa, Chordata, Aves, Caprimulgiformes, Caprimulgidae. The transcript is spliced from 22 exons. Bases 1 to 3474 code for a protein of 1157 amino acids. The record is from RefSeq and is a predicted model, not a curated record.